GAGACACAGGUCAGGAGCCCAACGUGGAGGAGAGGAUGUGGGUAUGCUGACAUCUGCAAGCCAGAGGUUUAACUGGAAGACGACCGCAGCCGUGCUGAGUAACGAGGGCCUUAACAACAUUGAAGAAACUCUGAGACAUGUAACUUCAUUUGAAGGUAAUAUUUUAACCGAACGUUUGACUUUUGUCGUGAGAAAUGAGCCGUUUUAACUUUCAUGCGUGCUGUGUCCAAAGUACUUUCUGUUAGCGCGUUGUUGGUGACUUAUUUUGCAGUUCGUAUUGCGCUGUUUGGUCACCAGAAAAGUGAUGUUGUUAAUCGUACUCUCGGUUUAAGUUCGUAGCUAAAAUGAUCAAAAACUGCAGCUUUACGUUCUUGAAAGUGCUUCGUGAAUGCCUCUAUUGAAAGUUGAGAUUUGCCUUUAUUCCUCCGAGUCACUGCUGCGCUUAUCUGCAAUUUUAAUGCGUCAUUCAUUGAGAGAUUAGCUCCAACAUUCACCCUCCCUGCAGCGAGAGACAAAUUAUAAUCCUGACAUUAGUUUAAUUUGACAGAGGAGAAGACCUGUUGCUGAACUGUUUGUUGUGACUGUCUGAGGCUAUACUCGUGACUGCUUAUCUCUCGCUUUUGCUCCUAUAAUAACAGCCUUUUCUUCCGAGCACAUGAUAAAACAAAAGAAGAGAGUAGGAUCAUUAGAAAAGCAGCUGACUCAGUACAAAAGAGCCAGAUCUGGAUUUUACUUUUGCUUUGAAUCGCUGCAUAUCAGCUCAUGUGAGAGGAGAGAAAACAUUAGUCAAAGCUCGCCAUCACUCAUCAAAGCCUUGCUCCUUUGUAAAGAGCUGCUUCCAGAGCUGUAUACUCAGUGAAAGCUGCAAUCAGCAAAGAGAUGUUUGUGUCCUGAAGAGGAUUUACUGAUCCUCUUUUUAAGGACUUUUCCAAACACAAAGUGGGAGAAAAGGCAUCUUGGUUAUGACAAGCUGCUGUUUGUAUAACCUGUUCAACUGGUGCACACACUACAGCUGGUUUCCCUCCUCAUAUGGUUGUCUGAGAGUCAAUGGACAAUGUGUGGUACAGUAUGCACUGACUAACAAUGGAGCUACCUUUUCAUUUGCCACAUAAGUGAUGACAUAUAAGAAAAAACUGUGUGUUUACCUCUGUGUAAUUUACCAUAGAUAAUUGCCUUGUCUCUUUCAUUAUGUUUUAUUCUGAGAUUUCGAUCAUGCAACAGGGUGAAGUAGCACCAAAGACUGCAGGCUAAUCUUACCCCUCGCCUACUUUUUCUUUUCAUGUGUUACUUUUUGUUUCAUUCCCUCGUCUUAGCCGAAAAGUGGGGCAGGAUUUAAGCUGCAUCUUAGGCCUGGCUCCCCUCCUGCUCGUUCCAAAUCACUCCCCAGAAAGGCUAUCAGAUUCAGAGGGAGUGGAAGGUGUGAUGGACAGCUAAUAAAGGGGGGUUUUGUCCGCAGGCGUCUCCAUUUUGUAACCUCAGGACUCCCGAGUUCUGGCCAGGGCCCAGGCUGGAGUGAAAGGGUUGUGCUGCUGCUGCCUUUAAGGGACUCACAGUGGACUUUGCACCAUAGAUAUACACACUCCCACAGAACACGUUGCACCUAUAUUUUCACUUAGAUGCAGUUUCACUAAGUCUUGCUGUUCCUAAAGUUAACCACUUUAGCAGAAAUGGGAAAAGCUGUCAUUAAACUGUGGUGUAAAGAAGAGGAAGCGCUGUUUUUCAUUGUGCGUGUGUGUCCAUCAGUAUUGUUGCUAAGGCUGUCUGGCACCAUCUGGCACUGCUGUAAAAGGCACCCUGCUCUAAUAUUAAUGCAACACAAUUAUGUGAUUACACUCAGAUCAGUGUCAACACAGCUAAGUGGCCUGUUUUUACUGCAGCCCUCUUUCAAAUCCCGGUUGAGUAAUCUGAUCUGUCAGGCAUGAAUGUCCAAAUUGCUGUCAUUGUGUAUCUUCAAAUGCAGGCUAAUCCUUAUCUUCAGACCAGGAGCAAAGACAUGUAUCAAUAUGCAGACUUUAAAUCUGGAUUUUUUUGGCAACAACACCUUUUUUUAACCUUAGGUUUAGUUUGUCUGAAGACUGAUACAGUAGACUGGCAAACUCUGAUUUUUCACCCAGGGGAAAACAACAGAGUGGCUUAAACCUGACUGGCUGUUGUUAUUCUGGUUUUGUAAUGUGUCUCAUCUUGACAGGAGCUGGCCAAAAGCCAUAACUCUACUUGUGUCAGUCUACUUAUUUUUAAAACCAGGCAAUAAACAAAAUGAUCCAGGCAUCAUGUUACACCCGUAGACUGUAUAUGGAAUGGAAGCCGCCUGCCUCCGGCAGAAUGUGUAACAAUGCUUUUGUGCAAUGUUGGUUUUAGGAAAUGAAGAAUAAUCGUGGAAAUACUGAGAGUUUUCCGUAUACUGGCGGAAGGUGGGACCAAGUUAUCCAUAGUAAAUAGUCUAUGGUUACACCAUAAAUAAUAAUAAUUUAGUAAUGUGUCUGCUGUUUGUUUCCUCUAAAUACUUAUACAGCUAAUAUGUGUAAGCUGUCAUAGCAUGAAUAUUAGUAAAACAUUACUUUUAUAUAUGUUGGCACAAAUUUUCAGGCCUACCGAUACUAACAUGUAACUUUUCUAGCUUGAUCUGCUGAUACUGAUAUCAUCCUGGUAAUAUUGUGCAGCCCUACUGUUAUUUUGAAGGUUGUUACUAUAGUUGCAUUGAAAGUUACAGAAGUGGAUGAGAAAAAGGUAAAAGAAUGUUUAGAAAGUAUAAAAUGUUUAGUUGAUUCGUGACCCGAAGAGGCACAAACUUAAAUGUUGUUUUUGGAUUUCAUAUAAAGCUUUUCCUAUAAAGAUUGCCAGUUUUUUUAGGUGCCCCAUCAUCUGCUACAGCUAGCUCUCUGGCAGCUGCUGCUUCUUCAUCUUUAUCUUCAUCCAUUUUGUGGCUACAGACUCACAGCUAUUUCUUUGCGCCUUAGAAAUGUUUCAUUCUUUUACAAGACAGACAUGGGCAAAAGUUUUCAAGCAAACACACCUGAUAUCAUGUUGAAGAACAACAACCAAAGGUGCACAAUAUUAUCAGCAUGAUAUCAGUUUCAGCUGCUUAAAAAGUUUGUUGUCACUUUCGGCAGAUAGUCAUAUUUUUGCAGAUAUGACUAUCAUCCAAAAAGGCGAUGCAUGUAAUAAUAGCUGGCACAUGUUGGCUGUAAAAAAGUAGAUGCAUGAUUGAAUGUCUGUAUUCAAAGCAAAACCUGUUUUUAAUUCAUAGUAGAAUGAAAUACUGUUUGUCUUGUUUGUGUGGCUCUAAAACAAACAGACUGACAUAAUAAGAGUAGUGGCUAAUCUCCGUCAUGGCUAAAGUGACUUUGAAAAUGUUGGCAUAACAGAUAUUUGCACGAUCCGUUAUUGUGUGUCUUAAAAUCAAACAUGAAUGUCUGAACAGGAAAUACUCCUUUAAAACGAGCAGCGUGUGAGAUUCCUCCUGAUGGAUUGUGACAAACAGCACAACUUUGCAAUCAGGUUUACCGGGUUAGCACAGCUCUCUUAGGGCUGAAUCAGGCUUAAUUUAUGCGGCACAUUAGAGCACGGUGAGCCAUAAUUCAGCCUCUUCCCUCUUAGCAAUUUGUACUUAAUGAGCAUCUUAAUGCAGCCCUGAGCCUGUGAUUAUAUUUAUGAUGUCGGGGCUGAUUACUGCAGGUCUGCUCGAUCCGAGUUGUGUCCUUGAGGCACUUGUGAAUUUAAAGCCUGCUGAGAUCUGUCUUGGGUUUAAGUGCUUUGGUGAGAAUGUUCCCUUAAUUGUGACAGGGUUUGUUACUUGAUUAAAUCUUGAUCUCUAAUAGGGCCAGCUUUGAUUAAAGAGUCCAAUCUUAUAAAUUUCAUCCCGUCGAUAGCAGUUUCUUGAGGCUACGGUUCAGAUUUCUCUCACACUGUGUACUUUUUUCCUCCCUGUUUCCAUUUUAUGUUUAAAAAUCAAUUAAAAAUUGAGAUUGUUGUGUUUUUAUUUGACUCUAUGUCUCUUUUCAUCCUCCAGGGACCCGUGUCCUGCAGGGCACCCAAAGUUCAGCCAGCCAAGGUGCCCACUGACGGUUUUCCGUCAUGAGGGUGCGUUUCUCUCGAAAAUUGGGCACGCUAGCCAAAGCAGGCUUCUUGCUUUGGAUUCUCUGGCUGGGCUACCUUGUGUUAGCACGCUCUUCUUUCCCCUCCUCUUCCUCUGCAGAGGAGGAUGAUGAGGAACACAAUCAUCAAGUGAGACAAGUGGACCUGGAGGAGAGCGGGGCUGAUGGGGAACUGGGGAAGCCCCUCUACGUUAAAGCAGCUCCAGAUAAUAGUGCACAUGGGGAGUGGGGCCGGGCCACCAAACUGAACCUCAGCCCAGCAGAGAAGAAACAGGAGCAGGACAGCGUGGAGCGCUACGCCAUCAAUAUCUAUGUCAGUGACAAGAUUUCCCUCCACCGGCACAUCCAGGACCACAGGAUGAGUGAGUGAGUAAACAAAAAGGAACGACCCAUUGCUCAGAUGAUGACUAUUUCCUUUCCCGUGUUUAGUCUCUGUGCGUUUUUUUUCUCUUUUUCUUCUUUUUGUUGACUCAGGAAAAAAAACAACCCUAUAAAUGUGUGUCUGGCCUUGGAGGCAGCAGCACGAGGCUGAUAGCUCUGCCAUAAUUGUGACAGGGAUGUGUUACUCAAUAGAGAUUAAGUUGAGCUCCUUACUGGAAUCAGUUUUUCCACUGACAGUUUGAAACAAUAAUGAAGGCUCUCAUGAUGCAAUGUGGGGCUUAUUGAAGCCGCUGUAAGCAGCUCUCGGCCUGGAUGGAUUUACUCCAUCCAGAGUUGUCUUCCACUGAUAUGCCCGGCUCAGCCUCUGGGAUGAAGCUCAGACUAUGAUGCCUUUUAUUUGUGGAUUUUCUUUCUGCUUUUGCUUUAUCCUUUACUGGCUCCCAUCCUAGUAAAAACCCUACCAUCGUAGUUAGGAAAACCAUCUGUAUAAAAGCUGUUUGUUUUAAACAGUGUGAGAAAAAGCCUAUAUUCUAGAGGAUCCUUAUUUACUUUUAUCAACUGUUUCAUCAGCUGAGCUUUAAGAAAAAAGAAACCACUGUGCAUUUUAUUUCAAAGCAUCAAAAUGUUUGACACAUUGGUAAUCAUGUAGCCUUUGUUACUUUAAGUUUAGAUACAAUAAGUUAUUAAUUGGUAUUAUAUCAAAAACUCAUACAUUACUACUACUAAGAAUAAUCUUUAAAUGCUUUAUUAGGUUCUGCUUUAACGUAGCAAAAUAAUUGUCCUAAAAUAAGCUUUUCUGUCUCUGUGAUGGUUAUCUGACUAGCACCUGUUUCCAUUGUUAACUAGGUAACUAGUUCUGCCCUAUCUAGUUUAUGAUUGGUUUGCUAGAGCAGCAAUGUUGUCACUCACCUUGUCAAACAAAUUAGGCUAGCUACUGGAGCACGCAAUCAGAUGUGGAACAAACAGUGUGGAUGUCCCGAAAAGGCCCUUAGUUAAGUUGGGUUCGUGAGUGUAUUCCACAGACUGUAUAUACUACAGACAACUUGGCUCCGCCUUUUGCCAGUAUACGGAUUUGAAGCCGAAAAGAUCUCAGUCAUUUGGUGUUUUUUCUCUUUUUUUUAAACCAACAUUGCAAAGUAGCAUUGUAUGCAUUCGGUUGGAGAGUCGCUGUAAUGAUGCUCGGCUCAAACAGCAUAUCCCCCGGGUGAGCUACGUAAUCUUCAUACACCCAUAGGCUGUAUCAAGUGUCAAUCAUAUAAAACAUGAACCCCCUAAUAACUUUUAAAUAUGGAGCUGCACAGAAAAAAAAGGGACUUGAGCACAAACCAGUCUUACAAUAACUAUAUGUCAACAUCGCAACCAGGAGGGAGAAAUAUAUAUAUUCUGUGUAAUUAAUUUAAUAAAUAAGUUUGUCCACAACUCCAUACGGAUUGUUGGAGGAGGCGGGAUUUAUGACCUAUACUGCAGCCCCUCACCAGAGGGUGCUGUUCUCGCGGUGGCUUCACCCAGCGAGGAGGCAGACGGCGUCCAUUCCAUAUACAGUCUAUAGUGUAUUCAAAUGCUGCUUGUUACAUUAUCUACUCCUCAGGAACGGCGCUAUAAAAUGACAAACAAACUUACGAGCUAACGGCAGUUAGGUAACGCUAGUGAAGGUAUCCGCACUCCCUGCCACAAAGCUAAACAAACCUAAGCCAUGGGAUUCUGGAAACACAACUUCCAAACAAGACAUAUCAACUCUCCAUGUUGUGUGCUCCUCUGUACUAACGCAGAAUCUGUAAGUCAGUGUUAGGGACUGAUCAAUAUAUAUAUCAGUUGGUUGAUAUGAUCGAUGACAUAGGCCCAUAGCAAGAGGACACAGAUUUACAGACUGGUGUUGUCUAAAUCAAAAUUAAUUCUGUAUUUCUGUCACCCUAGAACUUUUCCCAGUGAUCAAAACUCUUAAAUUACAUGUUAAACUAAAAUGAAUGAGGGAAAUGUGUUUUAUCUCUAGACAAUACUAUGAACUAUCCAGCAAGCGUGUCAGUGUGAUUUUAGUUCAUACAUAUCUGAUUACAAUCUCUCCCUUCGAGCUGCAGCACCCCCAGGGUUGGGAAUUUACAGCACAUACUGUCAGUCGUCUGUAUAUCUGCUGCUGACAAGUACUUCCUCUCAGGCUAAACUGAACAUAAAUCUGUUUUAGCUAAUAAUGUUGUCCUUACAGAGUUUUUCCUGCUCAUACUCACUGUUCAUCAUCAGCACUGUCUGCCGCACAUUAAGAAGAGCAGUUAAGGUCCAUGCUCGAGGUGAUUGAAAAUGAGGUUAGGUUUGAAACAAAAACAGCCUUUAAAGAGUCUUUAAUGUAAAAUCCAUCCAGAAGAGAUCUGUUUUAAUCCCACAUUUCAAACUCUCUAACCACGCUGCUUUGUCUCGUAUUUUUGUUUUUGUACCCCCUAAUAUCGGUCUCAAAAACUCUAUUAGUCUUUAUGCAAAUGAACAUUUUGCAAAUUUGACAGCAAAACCCCUGUGCUGUCGUGCUAAAACAGUUUUAUUAAAUGUAAAGGUGUGGUGUCGAGCAGAAGUGUCACUAACUCUGUCAUAUCCUGUGAAAUCAUGACUCAUUGUUUUUGCACCUAUUACAAUGUUAAACCCUUGAGUAGUUUUUGUGUGAGUUGACUUUCUCUCUACCUACAAACUGUUGCCGCCUUGUGAACACAGAGAUCACAGGAGAAACAAAAACAUCUCGUAUCAUUUGAAUGAAGAUAUUCUUGUUCUCAAUCCCACAGGGUAGUAGUAGUAGUAGUAGUUAUUGCAGAGUCAAGUUCAGGUCUCUCUCUCUAUCAUACACUUCUCAUUCAUAAAAAUCAGCUAUUAAAAAAGAAUCUGCCUUUUUGUUUCAUUUCCAUACUUCACAUGAUCUGAAGUUCCCUUUUUGAACUUUUUUUGUCCGUCCGCCGUCGCCUUUCAGUCCCCUUUUUCUCUCUGUCCCGUUUUCUUCCUCUCUGUUUGUUCAAGUUGCUGUGGUCUGUCUCAGAGCACUGCUGUGGUAUGUUGCUCACUGGUGUGAUACCCUCCCCGCCCCCAUCCCUAUUUCUGCGGCUCUUUAUUGUUUUAAUGACUGCCAUCUGGAUUAAGAGCAGAUACCUCCUCCUGCUGCCCUGAUACUUGCUGAAGCUGCUCUGGCCUCAUUAAAAAGACUUGUAAUCCCUUCCUUGUACGAGUUCAUUUAGGAGGUUGUUGUCCUCCUUAUAAAUGUGUACUGCACAUGUGUACUGUUGCUUAUUCCACUCUUCCUGUUUCUUCUUCCCACCCACACACACUCACUCACACAUGCUUCAGAUGCCGAACUAAGAAGUUUGACUACCGGCGUUUACCCACUACCUCUGUGAUCAUCGCCUUCUACAACGAGGCCUGGUCCACCCUGCUGAGGACGAUUCACAGCGUCCUGGAGACGGUGCCUGCCAUCCUGUUGAGAGACAUCAUCCUCAUUGACGACUACAGUGACAGAGGUCUGAUCCGCCACCAUGAAAAUGAGCAAAUGUGGAUUUUUUUUGUGUCUCAAAGAACUGACACAGAAAAGCCUUCCAAGCUCCGGAACAAAGAGAACAAAGAGAUCUUUCAGUCUUUGUCGAGUUUACUAAAGCAGACAAACCAGACCCCAGUUAUGUUUUGAUUUUUAAGCACUGACAGCUCAGAGUCGAGCCAGUCAAACAAGAAUAAGCCUCUGCUAUGCAUGGAGAAAAAUGCUGUCUAUGGAGCAGAGAACAGAUCAUGUGUUUGGAUGUAUUUCAAAGGCAACGAAAGGAAACAACCUCAGAGACAAGUCAGGGCACAUUUCUUUUGAUGGCAGGAAAAGGUGUAAAAUGAGGAACUGAAAGUGGUUGGUUCUAUCUUAUUGGUCCGUAGGCCUGUCACGAUAACAAAUUUUGCUGGACGAUAAUUGUGCUACAAAUUAUCGCCGAUAAACGAUAUUAUUGACACCAUUUUUUAAAUUAUAGAUAAUGAUAUUAUAUGAUAUAAUAAUGCGAGUACACCAUGUCAAAAGUGAUAAACUUUAAUUUCCACACGAGAACAACACUGGUUGUUUUCGUUGACUAAAAUAUUUCCCUUUUCUCCCACGACGAAGACGUAACGUUGACGAGCUAAACAUAAGUCGGAGAUGACUAAAAUGUGACGAGACGAAAGUGCGUUUACGUUGAUGGGACGAGACGAAAAUGACGAACAGAGUUGCAAAACUCAGUCAGUUAAACGCUCAACAUAUAGGAGCAGCUUCAGUCCGCUCUGACAGCUCUCAUCAGCCUGCUGUGCUCCUCCAACAAACAGACACACACGCACGCGCACGCACACACACACACGUCGAGUUUUGUAGUUGACGAAAACAAAACUGGUUUAAAGCCGAAAUAUUCCCACACUUGGGCUGUUGCGUUCGGUUUAGACACCAAAGCUGUCGUGUUCAUUCUGUUAGCUUGCUUUUCACUCACGACGCUCACUUGCAGCACUGUAUCCAAAAGUCUGUGUCUGUGUGCCUGUGCGCGCGCCAGCCCCCUCGUGACAAAGACACUGAAUGACUGACAGGAGGGUUCACUAACUCCGUUCAUUCCGCUAUAGAGCCAACGCCCCCAGGUGCUGAGAACAAUGCGCAGAGUGAGACCUCUUCUCUCAUCCAGCGUGUUUGGUAGCGAGAGAGGAGGAAAACAAACGCAUGUCAAUUAUCGAGGCUGGCAAAGUUAUCGACCUCGUUUUUAUUUAUCGAGCGAUAAGGCGAUUUAUUGAUUAUCGCGACAGGCCUAUUGGUCCGUUAUAAUGCUGGUAAUCUAUUAAUAGGAACGAAAUAAUUCUGCAGAGUCAUGGCGGAAAUUCGUCAUAUUGCCUUGGGUCUUUAUUUGCAGCCUUUUUAAGGGUAAACUCAAGGCUUUAUUUUGAUCCUGUGUGAAGGCUGUCUCGAUCCUCUAUACCUGAGAAAAACUGCCUGAUCUCGGCUCCCCUUACUAUCUCUUCUGAGCUCUCAGCCCCUCUCACUCUCUCCAUCGGUAAAGGAAACUAAAUGAUUUCUGCAGACUCUCCGCUCUUUGUCACAGAAACUGGAUAUAGGAGUAGCUGAAUGUCUGUUCGUCCUAAUGGAAGAAGUAUUUGGUCCAAAGCUAGCCUGGUCUGUGUGUCAGAGACGUUACACUAUGAUGAUUACAUCAGUUUGCAACGAGCUGCCAUGACAUCAUUUCCCCCACUUUAACCAUUCUGGCCAACUGGAACGCUAGACAUGCCUCUCCCUGACCAGGACGCUCCCUGCAGACAGACAGACAGCAUACUCUCAUUUUUCCAACUGGGUUAAACAGGCCGACCUCGAUCAUCCCAUGAAAGUCGGUUUGAGCCUUUGACACUAAUGGUUUUGUGGGUAAAAAUGUAUCAGAUACAAGUAUUAAACCAGCUAGAUUAUGCUAAAAACAUAGUUGAACUCACUGUUUGUAACAGGACAGAGGGUUGGGGUCAGACCAGUUGUUAUCACUGACCUUUGCAGUGCUUUUGGUGCUUUUAAAUGAGGUUGUGUUUACCGCGUUUAUGAGAAGAGGCCAGAGGAGCGCCCUCUCUUAUCAUAUUCACAAAGUUAUAAGUCAAAAGUUUCUCAAGGCUUCCCGUUCAAAUCAAAUCAAAUCAAAGCAAACUUUAUUUUAUGUUGUGCUUUUCAUACGGUCCCUGCAGCGGUCACAAGUUUGAAUCCGGCCCCAACCAUGUACUGCAUGUCCUCCCCCCCUCUCUCUUUCUAUCUCCCCAGAAAAACAAAAAAAAAAAAACAAAAAACUGAAACAACCCUUAAAGGACCCCCACUCACACACACAAUUGCCUUACUCCAUGCAGCACUACAAUCCACAGGUUACACUCACACACACAGUCUCCCCUUAAGCCAUACACACACACACACACACACACACACACACACACACACACACACACACACCAAUGCAGCCGCUAAGAUAGUGAACAUGAGGCUGAGUACAGAUGAACAGUUGAGAAAGUGCCAUCAGAGGAGCCGUCAGCACCAGGAGCUUAGAGCCACCCCAAAGCCACAGGACACCGACACAGGGCCAGGGGAGAGAUGUGGCAGACACCUCCACCAGGAACCCUGUGACCGGCCCCUGCGACCACAGCUGACCACUGCUCCUGGUGCUGAGGGCUCCCUCAGAGGAAACACUGGGGUUCCUACAAAUGAUGAAAGGAUAAAAACAAGUAAAAACGAAAAUAUGAAUCAAAUCAAACACAGACAAACUCAGUUACAAUAAAUACAACUAAAUAUGAGAUAAGAAGCCUAAGAUAGCUAAAAUCAGUGGAGAUAAAAUAAAUAAAUAUUAAUUAAAAGCUAAGUUAAAAAGAUGGAUCUUGAGCCUGCUCUUAAAAACAUGAACGUUCUCUCUGAGGUCCUCUGGAAGGCUGUUUUAUGAGAAGGAAAGACGCCUCACCAUGAGAGUGUGUCCUGACUUUAAUGUUACGUGUCUGAUGACGUUUUCAGAUAUGAUAGAGCUCACGUUUAGACAAUUACUAUAUGUUGUUAUGACACAGACGGGUCUAUAGUUAAUAGGGAGCUGACAUUCAUGAAAGAACAGCUUAUACAGAGUAGUUUGUUUAACAUUAACCGCAAAAAAGGAGCUAUGGCAAAAGGCAAUAGAGAUCUAGCAUCCAUGCUGUUCCUCGCUUGAACACCACGCCUUUCAUUUUCACACAGCGUCACAAGUUUCAUUUGAAGGCAGCACAUGAACGCUACCCUCUAAUUAUAUUCAUGAGUCAAAUUUCCUGAAAGCUGUCUUCAAAUCCCCAAAAUAAAGACAGAGAAAGAGAAGUUAAAUCCAUGAAGAAGAAGAGAUGAUGUCACUUUAAUGAUAAUGUGUUUUUUUUGUGUGUGUGUUUAUUCACGAUAGGUUACCUGAAGUCCAGACUUGCUGAAUAUGUCAGUAAUCUGGAUCGAGUGCGGCUCAUCCGCACCAAGAAAAGAGAAGGUCUGGUCCGAGCGCGUCUCAUCGGAGCCCGCUUUGCCACAGGGGAGGUACUGACCUUCCUCGACUGCCACUGUGAGUGCGUCUCAGGCUGGAUUGAGCCUCUACUGGAAAGGUGAGUUUGCUAGACUAUAUGAGCCUUUAAAACACAACUCAAAACUGACACUGACAGAAUUUUCUUUUUUUUCUCCUGUGUUUAGAAUCGGUGAGAACGAGAGCACUAUUGUGUGUCCUGUGAUCGACACCAUAGACUGGAACACCUUUGAGUUCUACAUGCAAACAGACGAGCCCAUGAUCGGAGGCUUUGACUGGAGACUCACCUUUCAGUGGCACUCUGUCCCAGAGGUGGAACGCAAGAGGCGUAAAUCCCGCAUCGACCCCAUCAGGUGAGCGUUUAAUCUCAGAGACAGUUGUAAAGUCCUGAAGAGCCACUCUGGAGGGAGGUUAUAUCAGGGGUUUGCUCAUGAAUAGGGUGCAGCUCUGCUCUAAACAUAGCACUUCACCUCUAAGUCAGUCAUUCAUUAAGCAAUCAGUUAAACUGUCAUAGAGAGAGAGGGAGGGAGAUAGUAACAGUAAGGUCAACAACCCUCCAAAACUGGAAAUGAGAGGUGGUGUCUGAGUGUUUCUCAGCAGUGAACUCUCGUUUGAACUUGCACAGAUGUGGAGGAAGCUGCUGACUUUAGUUUGGAUCUUAGUCAGCAGUUCCCUGCCUGCUGCUUUAGCCCUAUCACUAUUCAGCCGAAAACAUACAGGAUCCAUAUUGAGCGUGUUCCAUAUUUGCUCCGUAGAGCAGCAUUGGGUAUUGCCCACAGGAUGCAUAUUUGGAGUGUAGCAGCAGCUUAGUGCAGCCCCGGUCAGCUGGGCUCAGUAUAGGGGAAACAACAUGCUCACAACAGGUUGUUUUGCCUUUCUGUGGUCUAUUUCCUGAUAAUUUGGAUAUAAUUUAGUGACCGUUGAGCCUCUACUAUAUUGUGAAAAAGCAACAGGAUUUUACAGUUUCGGUUUUUGCAAGUUUACUCGUGUUUAGUAAAGUAAACGAUGUUCCUUUAUACUGUGUUGUUACCUUCAGACAGAGUCAGCAGUUAAAAGUCCUGUUGGGGUCCACAUGGAUCAGGGAUUGACCAUCAGAUUGUUUUGUGUUACUGAUAAAUCCAUAACCAGGAAGUAUUUCUCAUCUACACCAACUGAUACACAGUCAGGAGUCUGCAUAUGGUGUUUUUUUUUUUUCAAAAAUCGAAUGACAUGCGUGGUUUUCGCGCUUUACUUCGUGUCAAGUACAAUCUUCUGUGUGGAUUGACAUGUAUUGGAACUGUAGAGCAGCACGAACAGACAGCAGUGCUGCGCUCGAUACGAUGCUGCGACAGAGCUGAUAUGCGUCCUGUAUGCUUUGCUGCAUUAAUUAGAAUGGCAACCUAUUUGCUGUGUGAUACGUGACGCUGCUGCCACGCUCCUAAUACACAUCCUGUAUGUUUAGCUUUUAGUGCUCUCUGUUCCUAAUCACAAAUAUUGGCAUUUUGUUAAGAGGGACAGUAUCUAAUAACAUGCAUAUAUACAUCAGUUGCACUUGGUCUCCUUAUGUUUUCUUUAGCUUGUAAACAGGCAACUCCACACCGCUGUACAGUGAUUGAUGCCUAUAAAAUGACUUCAUCAAUAAGAAAGUGAUUAGAGCAUACCCACUGCAGAUACACACACCUCCUCUGGAUUAUAAGUGAUGAUUCAAAAAAAUAUUUGAUUUGGUUUGAAAUGAUUCUGAACCAAUAAUCUCAUUAGUUUCGCUUUUUACUGUAUCUGGUAAGACUCUGGCGUUGUUUCAGCUUUUUCAGGAAUGAAUAUAUUCACCCCUAGAGAACCCAGAACAAAAAGAAAGUAUGUAGUUUGACAUUUAGUCUGAUUUAGUUUGCUGCCUGUACCCCCACAGCCAAAAUGUCAGUGACAUGGUAGCUGGUUCUGGCCCUCUUCCCGUUGUCCCGCUGUAGUGCGAGGGAUUCUUGAUCGUAAGAGUUGGGUAAAAAUUUUGGCAGUGAUCCCUUUCAGACAGGAACUGAGAUCUUGAGCAGGUUACAUCUUGUAAAGGUGAGGUCGGUCAGCUGAGUGGAUCAAAAUAAAAAGGCUAAAUUGUUCCUGUGGAAGUGGGUGAAGAUUUACCACUAUUACACUGCUCUUUUCCGUUUCACUGUUUCUCUCAGGUCUCCAACAAUGGCAGGAGGCUUAUUUGCAGUCAGCAAGAAAUACUUUGAGUAUCUGGGCACCUAUGACAUGGGGAUGGAGGUGUGGGGAGGAGAAAACCUGGAGCUCUCCUUCAGGGUGAGUUUAGCGCUUCCUGUGUUUGCCACUGUGAUAUAUGUUUUAUGACAUAGUUUGUGGCCCAUGUUCUUGUAUUCAUCCAUCUAGCAGUCAACGGUCGCUGGCCGGCUGGUGUGAGAGCGACACAUGUCAGUGUCAGAUCACAGUCAGCCAAAGCGUCCCAGCCCGCACCCUGAUAUUAGCUGACACCUUGUUGUGACGCUGGUGUCGCUUUUCAGUUGUUUGCGUCAAUCAAAUUGGCAGAGAUUUGAGGCUACGUGUGAGUUUGUAUCAGGGGCACGCAAGGGUAGAUGAUGCAAAUCGUGUGUGCAUGAUUUAUAGUGUGUAUGAGGUUUCACAGUGAGGAGGAACGGGCUCAUCCCUUGAGUGAUGCGUUAUGCAUGUGGAAGUAAAACUGCCUCUCACCGGGACUUUUCGGCAUACAUAAUUUAUGCUCAGUGAAUUGGUUUGCAACCCAGCUUUUGGAGUGUUAAAAAUAUGGUGGGGAUGAAGCUGCUGUGGAAUUAAGAUGGAAGGAACUGUCAUUUAAUGGCUGUUUGGCUCCGGAUAUAUGGUAAUGAUUUCAGCGCCUGUAAUUGGAACAUGGCUCAGCCAAGUGUUAAGAAGGACCUUGUUAGAUAGAAACCUUUUAGACUUUGAGGAUGUUUUUUUAUAUUCUUUUUGUUUAUCUUUGGUACAAGAUGAAGCUGUCACAAGAUGGACAUUUCUGAAAUAAACAAGAGCUGUUUCGGAUGUGGUAGUCGUAGUACUUUAAGGAAACAAGAAUUAAAUUAAAGGUGGACCUGUGAGGCUUUGUUCCUCAUUUAAGGAGCAUUUCCAAUAUCAUCAUUUUAGCUGCUGACAGGUUCCUGUCUUUCUGCAAGAAGACAUGACGACACAAUAGUUUAAGGGUUUUGUUAGGCAACUUCUGGCUUACAGGCUAACUGAGUUCGUACCUCGAAGCUGGUGUUUCAUUGUAAACGGUGACCCUGUGAACUGGCUACGCCGCUCACUGAUGCCUCCACUUUUUCUAAACUGAUUUGUAUAUUUGACACCACAAUAACAUGAUAGAUCAAGGUGCUAUCACGACUCGUUUAGGGUUUCACCAGUUUCUGUAACCACGACAACCACUGACACAUUGAGUGGAAGUCGCCGGAUUACAGGGUAACUUUAUCAGAUAUAACACUGGCUUUCUUCCAUAGACUGAAUAUAGAAUGGAGAACAGCACCCUCUAGUGACGGGCUGCAGUAUAGGUUAUAAAUCCCGCUUCCUCCAGCAAUCCCUAUAGAGCUGUUGACAAACAGAAUAUACAUUUUCUUCCCCCCCGAUUGCGAUAUUGACAUGUAGUUACUGUAAGUCUGGUUUGUGCUCAAGUCCUCUUUUUUCUGUACAGCUCCAUUUUUAACAGUAAUUAGGGGUUCAUGUUUUCUAUGAUUGACACUUGAUACAGCCUGUGGCAGUAGCUCACCCGGGGAUAUGCUGUUUGAGCCGAGCAUCAUCACAGCGACUCUCUCGCCGAAUGCGUACAACGCUACUGCACAUUGGUAAUUUCCGGGAUUUUCUCCACUUCCUGGAACCACUAAGAGCAAUUCGGCUUCAAAUUCGUAUAAUGAGAGAGGGAGGAGCCAAGUCGUCCAUAGUAUAUACAGUCUAUGCUUUCUACGCAAAGUGUGACUGGUCAGUGCUGUGAUUGUCAGCACAAAACCAUUCAGUGUCAGUUUUAGGCCUAAAUGUGGAAACAAUUAAAAAAUAUUGUUUAUUAUUAGUUUCAAAUUGCCCUUGCUCGUUGAAUUGAUGAAUGAACCAUAAGCAUACUAAAAAUAACUUAUACUUGGGAAGUCACACGUGAAAGAAGAUCAGGUUUUAACACACAGACCAAAGUUCACCAGUUAGAGUUGCAUAUAAAUCCAGGAUGUAGUGUGCAAUAAACAAAGAUCUUGGUUAAUGAUAAAUGAUUCUGUGUAACUGCUGGUUCUCUAUCAGGAAGAUCAGCGUAAAAAGAUGAACAUGUACAAUAUCUGCUGACAUCAGAAGCAGUUCAUCCACUUAUUGUUUCUUAUUAUUUCCUAUCUAUGUGGCUUUAUGUAAAGCGAAAGUGUCUCAUAUGUGAUCUGUCAUGUGUAACCCCCCUAGGUGUGGCAGUGCGGGGGAAGCCUGGAGAUUCACCCCUGCUCUCAUGUGGGCCAUGUGUUCCCUAAAAAAGCCCCCUACGCGCGGCCCAACUUCCUGCAGAACACAGUCCGAGCUGCAGAGGUUUGGAUGGACUCGUAUAAACAACACUUUUACAACAGGAAUCCCCCUGCCAGGAAGGUGAGAUAAAUUCAAGGACCCGUUCCUUUAACCGGUUUGUCUCAGUUGGUUGUUCAGCUGCUAUGAGGAAACUGGAAAAUGAUUCAUGCUCAGACAAGAAUAUUUACCAGCAUUGAGCUUGGUGUCAGUUAGCCAGUGCAGGUUUGUUUUCCUCAUUAAAAUUAAAACCCAGCAGUGAUGCCGAGUUUCACCUUGUAGCACCUUGUUUAUAAGACACAGAAAGGCUUAUCUUUGAUGUUCGAGUCUGAUGUGAUAUGGUUCAGCUGCCUACUUCUCGACAUACGAUGAAACACAGUCUGGCUGACUUGGUCAGUCAGUCAUGUGUGUGUUUCUGCGGUGCGUGUCGUGCCUCUCAGGUUCUGAGUACCACCAUCACCAUCAAACAUUCAUGUAUCUCAGUUUCACCUCUCUGAAAAAAAGUGCAUUAUUAAUGUCAGGGAUCUUUGAUCAAACAAUAAAUUACCUGGUCAGAGGGAGAUUGAACACAGCAACUGGAAACCAGCGUCUGAUCUGUUAUGUUUGUGAAACUGAGUUUAUUUUGUGUUAAAGUGCAAACCCUACCCACCUGUUUUUUUUUAAUAACUUGCAUACAAUUUCGAAGAAAGUUAGUAUCAUGGAAAAGGAGAUUUUCAGAUUAUUUAAUAGUAAAAGGAGUUUUUACCCUGGAUAGAAUUUGGAGUUAUUUGUUGUCUUAUGUGUGGGGAAACCACAUUCCUCACAUUUUUUCUCAGCAACUUUUCUGCACACUGUUAUCUGAAAAACACCAGAACAAAAGUUUCUCUCUGAAGGGGCUCGGUGUAUCUUGAAGGCCUGGAAGUGAAAUUCCGCUUCUAGGCAGAGCACAUGUACACUGUGAGCAGGUGUGGCAGACUUUGGGCAGAGUUUAUUACCUGUGCAAACACACUUAUCUGUAGUAUACACACAAAAGGUGUGACCCGUCCCAGUUAGUUUUAAGGUCAAGUUUGCUGGUCUUUCUUUCGAGUAGUAGGAUCCAAGUAUGAAAUCCAGGAUGUAAAUAUUUACUUUGAUGGUGUGACAGUUUAAUUUUGGAGUCUGUAAACAGUUCUUCAUAGACUUGGUCAUCUUUUAGUGAAAUGUCAUCAACUUCUUAUCCUUGAUUUCUUCUCAAGUUUUCUUGAUGGUUGUGUGUAAUCCACAGGAGACUUAUGGUGAUAUUUCAGAGCGGCUGCUGCUGAGGAAGAGGCUGAACUGCAACAGUUUUGAUUGGUAUCUGAAGAAUAUUUACCCUGACCUGCACGUACCUGAGGACAGGGAAGGCUGGAACGGGGCUGUGAGUGUCUCAUUUUCAUGUCUGAGUUAUGUUGCAGCUUCUGUGUUUCACUGACUUUUAUCCUCGACAUGAAUCAGAAAGAAAUGGUUUUGUGAUUGUGUCUUGGUGUCCUCCUUAGUUUCACAUAUUUCCAGCGUGAGGUUUUUGUGCCGAAAGAAAAUCCUCAUGAAAUUGAGAAGGUCCAACUGAGACAAACAAAGGGCUUUGAAACCCAUUUGGACCAGGAUCAGGACCAUUUUCAGUUCAACACACAGUGCAGGAUUUCAUUGUAAAAUAUGCUGCACCAAAAAGCCGUCUCUGACUGAACAUCCCCAAAUCCGUCACGUUGUCAGGUUUCAUCUUGGCAGUGAUGCAGGGGCACUACACAGAAAUCCAUCUGUCAUUGUCAGCCAAUAAUUUUUGUACACUGUGUAUGUGCACACUGAAUUACAUAGGUGUGUAUGAAUUAAAGGUGGGGUAGGCAGGAUCUGAGGAAGUACCAGAUUUGAGGAGAAAUCUUGAAUGUAAACUCUACCCCUCCCAACCAGUUUUCCCCUCAGCUCCUCCUCUCCCCUCCGUCUCUGCUCCAACAAGCUCGCUCCUGCUCGCUCAUAUCGUUUCAGCUAAAUUCAGAUAUAAGGCAGAUAAAUACUUCAGAUAAUUACAAAUUGGGCCCAGUCAACGUGAAAGUAAAAAGCAUUGGUGCCCUGUUUUUCUUAGUGUAAAAUCAAAAUGAUAUGAAAAAAAGUCAUAAUUUUGACUCUAAUCACAAAAUUAAUGGACAAAUGAAAAUCUAAUGGUUUUGUCUAAUCAUAUCUGAUCAAAGAGGGCUGGGACUGCAUAAAAAAUGAAUAUUUUUCAGGCUUGAAAUUUGCAGAAUUUAUUCCCCAAUAUUCAGAGAAAAAUCUGAAUAUAAAAGAUUAUUUUUUUUUCCAUUGAUCCUAUCCCUCUUCUGUGUGUAAACACGAAAUGUUCAUUUGUUUAUACAUUCAUAUACACGCACACACACACCUCAUUCACAGUAAAUUGAUUGUCAUGAUUUUUAUUGUUUUCUUUUCCCAGGUUCGCAGCUCGGGAAUCUACUCUGAGUGUCUGGACUAUAACGCACCAGAGCACAACCCUACAGGAGCCCACCUCUCUCUGUUUGGCUGCCAUGGCCAGGGAGGCAACCAGGUGCAUGAAACUUUUCACACUUUAAUUUUGUCUCCAACUCUCUCUCUCUCUCUCUCUCUAUCGCUCGCUUGCUCGCUCUCUCAUGCAUAUUUCCUGCUUCAAUCACACAACCUGAUAGGAAAAGUACCUUAAAAUGUCGUCUCUUUCUACAACAAGCUGCCACAGGUGAUUCACACUCUGCCAGUGUGUCCAGCAUGUUUGGAAUUUAUGAAAUGGAAAAACUAACUUUAUUUUCUCCACAAAUGCCAAGAAAAUAUCAUAUCGUUGAUUCAAAGUACUUUUUGAUUGGACACCCUCCAACUCCAGUGAUGGAUGGAGAAGCUGCAUCAGCAGACUGUUUGUCUGUGAGGAUGUAUAUUUAAUGUUGCAGUCAGAUAACCGGCACGGCUCCUCUCUGUGAAUCUCCAGCCGGCUUGAUAUCUCUGAUUACCCGGCUGAAGCCUCGCAUCAGAUGUCCCGGGCCACAAAAAGCACCAUGUGUGACUGAAAAUCAAUGUUUGAAAGGCUUCCAGCUGAAACAAAAACCUGAGGGCCCUUCACCACCUCUCCCCCUUUUCCCUGGCCCACAUAAGAACUAGGUUCCAUUUGAAAGAUACAUGAGCCUCAUGGGCAGGAUGAAUGGCACUGGCCAGGUAAAUAAGUUUGUAGCCAGACACAGGGACCCGUGUGACUCUUUUAUCAGGGAAGACCAUUAUGGGCCCCGAUGCACCUGAAAGAUGUAUGAGAUGUGAAGAAAGGGAUGUGGAAGUUUGAAGACUGAUUACCUGACCCUGCGUUUAAUGCGAAGACUGGGGAGUGUUGCAUCUUUUGUCCUGAUGGGUCUGAUUGUUCAAAAUGACACCAGAGGGAGGAGAGUUCUGUUUGAGCUCACGGCUGGUUGAUUGAAAGGGCCGGGCCCUGGUCUGUACCCAUGAGAUCCCUCUAUAGACAUGGCAUGCGUGCAGCGCAGUCAGGACCUGAUCCCAGAGGCGAGUCCGUGAAGUGCUCCCUGUAAUCCUAGACGUAAAAAACAAGCCAAACUGGAAGAUUAAGCUUGAAGAGGCAGAGAAGAGAUGAAGGUGGAAAAAGAGCUUAUAUGGAGGUGAAAGGAGAGCUGUGGGACUCUCUUCUUCUUCUUCUUCGUUCUUAUUUUUUUUUUUUAUUCUUUCUUGAAAUCAUGCACAGUUUACAAUGAAUGAAACGGACAUCUGACAUUUGAGGAGGGAGUCAACAUGGAAAGAGACACAAGGCAGGAACAUUAAAACAUAAAAUAACAUCAAACAUUAAAAGCAACACGCAGUCAACAGACACAUCUAUAUGUACCUAAGCACCCACACCUACUACCUUCACACCCAUCUGUGCGUACAUCAGAAGAGAUGGUUAAAAAAAACAAUAAAAACAAGUCAUUAACAUUCAUUUUAUCGGUCAUUGAAAGUAAAAUUUAUCAGGAAAAUACAAGAUUAAUCCAUCCAAGUCAUCCAGCAGGGAUUUUCUUGGACUGAAUGUCCUGAAUGUAUCUUCCUUUAGGACAGGAUAAUAUUUGAAGAAAAGUUGUCUCGGUGUCAUAAACGUGUCAGAGCGAGCUCUUUAACAGAAGCUGUUACGAUACGGUAUAAUUAGUGGAAAUGGUUUCAACAUCAGCUGUUGGGAGGUCUGAAAAAACUAACUGUAAAUCUGUCUUUUUCUUCAGUACUUCGAAUACACAUCUCAAAAGGAGAUCCGGUUCAACUCAGUGAAAGAGCUGUGUGCAGAAGUACCUGUGGGACAGAGCUCCAUUGGGAUGAAGCACUGCCCCCAUGAUCGGGAGCCCAAACCUGCCAGUAUCACCUGGGAGUUCAGAGAGGUAGUGGCCAGCUUACUUUUAUACAAUGACCCCACAGGAAGAUGACAGUUCAGUUCUCCUUUUAAAUCUCCUUCAAACUCUCUCUAAUCUCUCUCAGGACGGGACUAUCUACCACCCUCAGUCUGGCAAGUGUAUGACAUCUUACCGCACUCCAGAAGGACGCUCAGAUGUGCAAGUGCGCCCGUGUGUCCCCGGAGACAAAAACCAGCAGUGGAAGUUUGAGUGGUAAGAGGACAAGGAGAAGAAGAAGCCGGAAACCUCAAGUGACCUUCUUUUAUUAUAGUGCAAUUACUACAGUGGAUGACUCUGCCACUGCCUCCACGGCUGAAGUCUGCACUCUAUUUAGAUGGGAAUGUCGAGCAAAUACAAAGGUGGUGAAAAGUCACUUUAAGCCAAUGAUUCACCCUUUUCAGCGCUUUGAUUCCCAUGUGAAUAACUAAAGAAGAGCAGUCUGCAGCAGAGUGAAUGAGGACUGCAAAGCAGGAUUUAUUGGUCUUUUAACAGAGACCAGCUGAACUGCAGACUUUAACUUUGACGUUGCUUUUCAUCCAAGUGCCUGAGCCCUUGAAACAGAGUCGAAUGCACAUCGCAGGCAUCUUUGCCAUGCCUUUUUAUGUCUAAUGCAAGAACUUUAAACCAGCUAAACUGACCCCAAUAUUCAACACAAAGAAGUGCCUUUGCGAGAGCUGAAAGACAAGGUAAUUCCUACAUGCGAAAAUCAUGCUGCACUACAAAACGUUACCCUAAUGUGCAAUUAUUGAUUAAUAUUAUUGUAAAAUCCUUGUAAUUGUUUGUUAAUUGUCAAAAAGAAGUGAUUUAAAAUUGGGCAACUUAAAGACAACAUGCCAGGAAUGUAAGGUCAGCUGCUUGUCUCCCUACACCAGUUACCUUCUGACAUGCUCCAUCAUGUGAGAGGUGAACCAGCGCCGUCAUACCAGACUGCCUCUCUAUUCUGUCUCUCAUCUGCAGAGGCAGUUUCACGCUGGAAUGCUGCCCGAACAAGACUUGAAGCAUUUAUUAAGGUUUUUGUACAAGUGCAAUUUGUCCCAGAGGGCUUAAAGAGUCCACAGGAAUGUAGUCAUCUAUUUUUCCCUGUGUUGUUGAAUUAAGAAGACCCUCACUCGUCUGUCACUGUGCUUUUUGAAGGCUUGACAUCCUAAGGGAGCUAAAAUGAAAUGUGCCGAAAUGAAAUGUGCCAGCGGAGUUCAAGCGGAACAUUGCAAAUGUUUAAAAAAACAAACCCUGGCUUGAUGGGCUUGAUUUUUAUUCAGACGCAAAAAGCCUUAAAGGUAACACCUGUGUCACGCAAUCCUUCAAUUUGCUGAUGCCAGACUCCUGCGUGUUCACUGUACUUGAAACAGCAUCAGAGACACUCCUGUGGGUUUUGUUUUCCACUGAGGACUCUCUUUGUGUUUCUACUGGGAUUUAAGGACCAAGAAAGACAAUUUAACUAUUUAAGAUGUGUAGCAGCUGUACUUGCCGAAGACUGUUUAUCACUGAGCAAUGUUAAGUGUCUGUGCUACUUUGAAGUCAUGAAUAUGUGAUACUCAUGCCAGUCAAAGUACACAGUGUGUCAUCAUGUUAGAAAACGUAUGUUUUUUUGAGUGACGUUUGGUUUAAGGGACCAGAAUGGGACGGAGUGCUCUGGAGAGGGAGCUCUGAAACUACUGAUAAUGAAAAAGGGAUGAUGGUGGUUACUUGAUAUGAAGGAGAGGGGUGGAGGUUUCAAAGAAGAUUAAAGCUUUUGGGAUGACUGAAAGAAUAAAAAACUAACAGCAGACA
Xyrichtys novacula (pearly razorfish) is the source of this 22074-nucleotide messenger RNA. The record is from the annotation of a GenBank genome assembly. NCBI's taxonomy places the organism in Eukaryota, Metazoa, Chordata, Actinopteri, Labriformes, Labridae.